AUGUUUGCCGUUCUAUAUUUAUCAUGGCUGAUAAAUGGCGUGAUAUCAAGUGGGAUCGCGAAAAUCAGCCGACAGCUUUUGAUUUCAAUUACUAUUUGCGAAUUUCCCUUUCAAUCAUAUCUGAAUAUUUUUACUUUGCUUAUUGGUGAAUCAUUCACACUGGGAGAGAAACGAAGUUGCGUGUGGUUGUGGGAAGCGGUGGGUCGUCGACGUAGACGUAAACAGAAAAAUCGCGUUCGUCUCGAGUCAAUUUCAGAAGAUUCUCUUGAACCUGUAACUUUUACAUCAAAUUCGCCUCAAACUUCCUUUUGGCGAAUGUGGGAUGUUGGAACUGUUCCGGGUCGAUUAGGAGAUGCUAUUGGCAUUCUCGUACGUUAUGCCCAUCAAUCCAUCGCCACGAUUCUCUGCCCAAUGUAA
Molecule: messenger RNA, 417 nt
Organism: Clunio marinus
Lineage: Eukaryota; Metazoa; Arthropoda; Insecta; Diptera; Chironomidae
Source: the annotation of a GenBank genome assembly